Molecule: messenger RNA, 2947 nt
Organism: Stegastes partitus (bicolor damselfish)
Lineage: Eukaryota; Metazoa; Chordata; Actinopteri; Pomacentridae
Product: cullin-3-like
Exons: 16
Coding region: 207-2507 (766 amino acids)
Biological process (GO): ubiquitin-dependent protein catabolic process
Cellular component (GO): cullin-RING ubiquitin ligase complex
Molecular function (GO): ubiquitin protein ligase binding
Source: RefSeq, a predicted model, not a curated record
CCGCCAUCACUGCAUACAAGCUAACGUUAGCUAAAACCCACUGAGGAGAGCGAUUGACAACAACAUAUCUGACACACACCGACCCAGUUCCCAAAGGGGAGGUCACUGAGUUUCCCUGUCGCUUUCCUGGCGCAGAAAGCAAACUAGCAGCUGCCUUUCAUGUAGUCUUUAAGUCAACUUAGAAACGAAAGUCGUUCUAAUUAAUCAUGUCCAACCUCAAAGGCCCCACCAAGAAGGACACCAAGAUGAGGAUACGAGCCUUUCCUAUGACAAUGGAUGAGAAAUAUGUGAACAACAUCUGGGACCUUCUAAAGAAUGCCAUACAGGAGAUUCAGAGGAAGAACAACAGCGGGCUGAGCUUUGAGGAGCUGUACAGGAAUGCCUACACCAUGGUGCUCCACAAGCAUGGAGAGAAGCUCUACACGGGCCUGAGGGAGGUUGUCACUGAGCACCUCAUCAACAAAGUGCGGGAAGAUGUUCUAAACUCUCUAAAUAAUAACUUUCUGCAAACACUGAAUCAGGCCUGGAAUGACCAUCAAACUGCCAUGGUCAUGAUCAGAGAUAUCCUCAUGUACAUGGACCGGGUCUACGUUCAGCAGAACAAUGUGGAGAAUGUGUACAACCUCGGCCUCAUCAUAUUCAGGGACCAGGUGGUGCGCUAUGGCUGCAUUCGAGACCACCUACGGCAGACGUUACUGGACAUGAUUGCACGUGAGAGGAAGGGCGAAGUUGUCGACAGGGGAGCUAUAAGAAAUGCCUGCCAGAUGCUGAUGAUUCUUGGCCUGGAUGGCAGGUCUGUAUAUGAGGAGGACUUUGAGGGCCCUUUCUUAGAUAUGUCAGCUGAAUUCUUCCAGAUGGAGAGCCAAAAGUUCCUUGCAGAAAACAGUGCCAGUGUCUACAUAAAGAAGGUAGAGGCCAGAAUCAAUGAAGAAAUUGAGCGAGUUAUGCACUGCCUGGACAAGUCUACAGAGGAGCCUAUUGUCAAGGUUGUGGAAAGGGAACUCAUUUCUAAACACAUGAAAACCAUUGUGGAAAUGGAGAACUCUGGCUUGGUCCAUAUGCUCAAGAAUGGCAAAACAGAAGACCUGGCAUGCAUGUACAAGCUGUUCAGUCGUGUGCCAAAUGGCCUGAAAACAAUGUGCGAGUGUAUGAGCUCUUACCUGAGGGAACAAGGCAAGGCUCUGGUGUCAGAAGAGGGAGAGGGCAAGAACCCCGUCGACUAUAUCCAGGGUUUGCUAGACCUGAAGACGCGUUUUGAUCGUUUCCUCCUCGAGUCCUUCAACAAUGACAGACUCUUCAAACAAACCAUAGCUGGAGACUUUGAGUAUUUCUUAAACCUCAACUCCCGCUCACCAGAGUACCUGUCUCUCUUCAUUGAUGAUAAGCUCAAGAAGGGAGUCAAAGGGUUGACAGAACAGGAGGUGGAGUCGAUUCUUGACAAGGCCAUGGUGUUGUUCAGGUUUAUGCAAGAGAAGGAUGUGUUUGAAAGGUACUACAAGCAGCAUCUGGGCCGCCGGCUGCUCAGCAACAAGAGUGUCUCGGACGAUUCAGAAAAAAACAUGAUCUCAAAGCUCAAGACGGAAUGUGGAUGUCAGUUCACCUCAAAACUGGAAGGAAUGUUCAGAGACAUGAGCAUCUCCAACACUACCAUGGAUGAGUUUAGGCAGCACAUACAGACCACAUCGGCAUCUCUAAGUGGUGUGGACCUUACAGUAAGGGUCCUCACUACUGGCUACUGGCCUACACAGUCUGCAACACCCAAAUGCACCAUCCCCCCUGCUCCUAGACACGCCUUUGAAGUCUUCAGACGGUUUUACCUUGCUAAGCACAGUGGCAGGCAGCUCACACUGCAGCACCACAUGGGUGGGGCAGACCUCAACGCAACUUUCUAUGGGGCUGUUAAAAAGGAGGAUGGCUCAGAGGUGGGCGUGGGAGGUGCCCAGGUGACCGGUUCUAACACCCGGAAGCACAUACUGCAGGUCUCCACCUUCCAGAUGACCAUCCUCAUGCUCUUCAACAACAGAGAAAAGUGCACUUUUGAGGAGAUUCAGCAGGAGACAGAUAUUCCAGAGCGAGAGUUGGUGCGAGCGUUGCAGUCUUUGGCCUGUGGGAAACCCACACAGCGAGUUCUCACCAAGGAGCCAAAGUCCAAGGAGAUAGAAAACGGCCAUGUGUUUACAGUCAAUGAUCAGUUUACUUCCAAGCUGCACAGAGUCAAAAUACAGACAGUUGCUGCUAAACAAGGGGAGUCAGACCCCGAAAGAAAAGAGACUCGGCAGAAAGUGGAUGACGACAGGAAGCAUGAGAUUGAGGCAGCCAUUGUUCGAAUCAUGAAGUCAAGGAAGAAGAUGCAACAUAAUGUCCUGGUAGCAGAGGUGACUCAGCAGCUCAGGGCACGUUUUCUUCCCAGUCCUGUGGUUAUCAAGAAGCGCAUAGAAGGACUAAUAGAAAGAGAAUACUUGGCGAGGACGCCAGAGGAUCGUAAAGUGUACACCUACGUUGCAUAGAAGAUGAACUGUGGAUGGGAGGAGGAGGAGGAGGAGACUGGACGGGGAAAAUUGGAAUCGUUUGUUUUCUUUGGACUGUUGUUACGCAUGGACUGGAAGUUUCUUUUAAAGACAAGCCCUGGGAACCUGAUUCAUCGACCUUACAAAAACACAGUAAACACACACGAAUGGGGAAUAAAAUCUUUGGCGCAUAAUAUUAAAAAAAAUAAAAAUAAACAACAAUCCACCAGAUCUUCUAGAUGAUUUUUAAAUCAGGCCCAGUCUUCCUAUUCCCUGUGAGUUUUAACAUGGAUGGAUCCAGCUUCAAGCUUUUCACUGUUUUACCCUUGUAGAGAUCAAACUUGCAAAGAAUCCCUUGGGAAAAAUGUGAAUGCACCACAUUAUUUUUUUUUUUUGUUUUGUUUCAAUACUGUAUAAAAAUAAUAAAAUUCUGAAAAACA